Messenger RNA from Coccidioides posadasii C735 delta SOWgp, 981 nucleotides. The record is from RefSeq and is a predicted model, not a curated record. NCBI's taxonomy places the organism in Eukaryota, Fungi, Ascomycota, Eurotiomycetes, Onygenales, Onygenaceae.
AUGUAUUGUCUUCGAACUGCCCUUCUACCCGUGAUAGGGCUCUUCAACGCUGCAUAUGCCCGCCUCGACACCGAUUCAGCAAGCAACCUCGCUGUUUACUGGGGUGUAUUCCAGCUCGCCUUCGUGACAGUGAUCAAUGGAAUUGGUGGUGCACCUCAAGUCAAUUUUGCCAACCAGGGCGACAACUGUACAACUUUCCCCGGCACGGACUUGCUAAAUUGCCCCCAGAUUGGAGCGGACAUUACCAAGUGCCAAGGCAAAGGGAAAACCAUUAUUCUAUCCAUUGGAGGGGCGACGUAUAGUGAAGGGGGGUUUGGAACGGAAGAGGAAGCCAUUGCUGGCGCGAACCUGAUUUGGGAAACAUUUGGACCUCAGAAGAAUUCAUCAAGGCCGCGCCCAUUUGGAGAUGCUACCGUGGAUGGCUUCGAUCUCGACUUUGAGGCGACCGUCCGUAACAUGGUGCCCUUUGCGAAUCGGCUGCGGAGCUUGAUGGCGGCCGAUGCUUCCAAGAAGUAUUUCUUAACGGUUGCACCGCAAUGCCCUUACCCAGAUCUGUAUAACAAGGAGAUGCUCGAAGGUAAAGUCGAUUUUGACGCUGUUUUCGUCCAGUUUUAUAACAAUUUUUGCGGUUUGAACACCUUCGAGCCUGGACAAGAAGAGCAAAAAUCCUUUAACCUAGGCGAAUGGAACGAGUGGGCCAAGACCGUGUCAAAGAACAAAAAGGUGAAGGUUAUCGUCGGCGCCCCGGCAAAUCAGAGAGCUGCCGGGUCUGGGUACGUGGACGCAUCAAAGCUCGCAGAAAUUGUCAAGUACUCCAGGAAGUUCUCCAGCUUCGGCGGCGUGAUGUUGUGGGACGCCAGCCAAGCGUAUGCCAACGGCAACUUCAUCGAGACUGUCAAGGGCGCCUUGAACUCGGGUUUUGCCGGAUGCAGAUUCGGAUGGAGAAGAACCCAGAUGCCAAUGGCUCAUCCAGUUGUUUAG